AUGGCCUCGAAUUCCGAUCGCACUACCGCAUCAUCCCCUCUGUCUCGGAAGCAAAGACACGCCAGGCACAGCGCCCAAAGUUUGGGCGUUCCGUUUGAUAGCUGCGCGGUUAUGUGCACAUGCGUCUACGCCAUGGCCUUUGCAAAUACGCGGCCUCGUUACCAUAGGACAGGUAUUGCUAUCCCAAAUCUACGGUACUUUGGUUCCGAUGGGAGAGAUCAGACAGAUUGUUCUGGUCUGUCUGUAUCAAGCACCAGGAUCCUACAGAUGAAACACAAGGCCGCGCUCGCUACGCGGCAAUCGGCCACGGUGCGGGCAUUUUCCUCAAAAGCAUAA
Messenger RNA from Postia placenta MAD-698-R-SB12, 336 nucleotides. RefSeq lists its product as hypothetical. Lineage: Eukaryota; Fungi; Basidiomycota; Agaricomycetes; Polyporales; Adustoporiaceae. The coding region runs from base 1 to 336 and encodes 111 amino acids. The record is from RefSeq and is a predicted model, not a curated record. The transcript has a single exon.